Messenger RNA from Aspergillus piperis CBS 112811, 770 nucleotides. RefSeq lists its product as uncharacterized. The transcript has 4 exons. The record is from RefSeq and is a predicted model, not a curated record. Lineage: Eukaryota; Fungi; Ascomycota; Eurotiomycetes; Eurotiales; Aspergillaceae. Bases 1 to 678 code for a protein of 225 amino acids.
AUGUACACCCGCACCCAGGUUCUCGCAGCUCUUGCUGCUCUUGGCGCCACCGGCGUGAACGCCGCCAUGGGUCCUGCUUUCAGCACUGGUCCCGUCUCCGACGACUCCUUCAUCCGUGAAGCUACCUCGACUCUUGUCCUCCCCAACGGCCCUAGUGGCGGCUCCUCCGAUGCUAUCACCUCCCUGUGGGUUGGUAUGGGCACCUCCAACGGUGACCUGAUCCAGUCCAUUGCCGACAACUGGCAGCAGAGCGACUGGACCAUGUACGCCUACACUCUUAAGGAGACUAGCGCUACCUCCCAGGAGCCCAUCUACGGUGAUGGCCAGGCUGACGGCACUAAGGGCGACAAGGUCACCAUGCACUACAAGUUCGAUGACUCGACCGGCAACUACACCCAGACCGUUUUGAUUAACGGCAAGACCGUCUCUACUCUCUCUACCAGCGAUGGCAAGGCUCAGGGCUGGGGAAGCGCUGUCGAGUGUGCCGAGGACAACUGCGGCACCGUCGGUGCUCACUCUUGGACCAACACCAAGAUUAUCCUUGAUGUUGCUGACCCCAACUACAUCAACACCCUCGCCAAGGGUAGCGGCGUCACUGGCGACAUGUCCACCAGCGACGGUGGCAAGACUUGGACUGUUACCACCAUUAACAUUCCUGAGUUCUCUUUCUCUUCCUAAACGCACUGCAUAUUACAUCAGAACCCAUCUGGAUAUGGGGAUUGCAAGGAUAGUGCUGUGACUUUUACCUUCGUCUUUGUAUUAAUAUUAUU